CAGCAACGCGCGUGUUCCGAGAUCGACAGUUCCCCAAAAGGAAACGCUGAAGAAGCGACGGUUACAUUUACAGUUCUUCGUCCAGUGGCAUUUUCCAGGUGUCUGUCUGUGGCUUUGUGUGCUCGUGAUCGGAGAGAUUUGCGCGAACAUAAAUCAGAAGUUUAAUCAAUCUCACGUGCCGACUUGCAGUUUUCCAACAGUUUUGCCAGUUACUUCGAGGUGAUUAAGUAUACGCCAGCACAUAGCAGCCACCCUCGAGCGGAUGCGGAAAUCGCUAAAGAGGAAGUCCGCACGGUUCUAGCUGCUGUGGCAAUGGCAGAGGUGAAAGUGUUGCCAGCACACCAAAAUUGAAGCGGAAACCGGAAAUCAAACUAAAGUGCGACGCAACACGCGAACUCAUAAUGUUCCAGAAACAGAAACACAAUAAAACAUAAAGCCAAAGGCAUUUCAUUGAAAGUAAACGACACAGAAGGAUCCUUCUGCACCAGUGCCUGGAGAGCAGAGCACUCUUUAGUGGGAGGCCAAUCCCUUGAGCGACAAACGAUUCACAGUCUAAACAGACAACGACGACGAUAUAAUGGCGGACUUGGAACGCAUACGCCUUGUUCUGCUGGGCGGUGCAGGGGUGGGCAAAAGCUCCAUUGUAAAGCGUUUCCUAUUUAAAACGUACACAGACAAGUACCGUGCCACCGUCGAGGAUCUCUACAACCGCGAGUACGACCUGGGUGGCGUCACGCUAAAGGUGGACAUUUUGGACACGUCCGGUGACAUGCAAUUCCCCGCCAUGCGACGCCUCUCCAUUGCCACGGCGCACGCGUUCAUGCUCGUCUAUGCCGCCACAUCAGCGCCCAGCUUCCAGUGUGUGAAGCAGUGCUUCGAGGAGAUCCGAGAGCAGCGCGGCGACUUUCAGGACAUUCCUAUUGUGAUUGCCGGGAACAAAGCCGACCUGGCACCCACCCACAGAGAGGUCAAACAGGAGGAGGUGACAGAUUGGGUGUUCUGCGAGCUACCGCGCUUGAGGGCCAAAGUCCUCGAGUGUUCAGCGAAAGAGGACAGCAACGUUACUGAGCUGUUCAAGUCCCUGCUUUCCCUGUCCCGCUACCUGCCCGCCAGCAGCGGCAGCAGCGGGUCCGGCGGCGGUGCGGCCGCUGAGGCGGCGCCCAGCGGAUUCAAGCGCCGCUCAUCAGCCUACGUAAGCGCCUCGUCUAGUCGCAACAAAAAUCGCAUGAACAGUCCGGCAUUGGGCGGGGCUGGGGGCAGCGGCGAUAAGAAGUCCUCCAGCCUCGUCGAUGCUGUAGAUGUGGCCAGCACCAGUGCCGAGGCGAAACUGAAGCCGCGUUCCAGAUCCCUCAUCCGCCGCGCCUCACGCAAGACCAAACAGCAAAUCAACAACGCAUCCGAUGACUGCAAUUUGCAGUAAAUAUUUUGGGCGUCAGGGGCAUAAUUAAAUUAUGGAUUAUGUGGCCACACAAUAUGUAUUAUUUAUACUAGUUGACAGUUAAUUAGUGUGCAUAAACAAUGGGCGCGAUAACAGCAUCAGAUUCGUGGAAACCCAAAACCUGCUCAAAGGCAAACAAAACCAGUAACCUGUAUGUGUUGAUAAUAAAUGUAAAACUAUAAAAUUAGUGUAUGCAUGUUAUGUGCCACAUUGACUUACCCAAAAAAGAUACUCUUUGCCUGCAUGGGUACAGGAGCGUACACAGUUUAUUUAAAGAGUGCAGAUUGUAUUCCUAUUUUGACCAGACCGCAGGCCGCUGUCCAUUUUUCAGAUUUCCAAGCAAAAAUGUCUCUCAGUUUUAGAUAGAGACUUUCGUCAGUCUCUUCAACAGAAUUAAUUCCAAAUAUUCAGGGGAAAUCGGUUUUGAGUCUGCAGCGUGCAAGCAUUAGGAUAUUAAUUCCUGGCAUGGAUGGCAUACCAUUUUGAGUUUUUGGUUACUACGGUUUACCAGGGACCGGGGACCAGUUUAUUUAUAUUUGAAUUUACUUUUAUACGACUACAGAAUUUAGAUUUUGUAAAUUUUAUUCCUGCCUGAGGUAGAAAUUUGUGUGCGGAAUUUAAAUUUAAUCAGUGACGGGGCAAAAGGGGGAUGCUUGGCGAGGUAUCGAAGAAUCGUAAUACAGUUCAUAGAGUUCCUUUUGAUGAGAAAUUAAUGGCUCAGUCGUUGUUAUUCUGGAAGAAGACUAAAUUUAAUGCGUUUUCCAUUGAUUGAUUAGCAUAAUACCCACAGGUAUAAUAACUUAAACAUAGCCCUAAACUAAGGUUAAUUGAAAAAGGAAUAUACAUAUUUACAAGUAUACACAUAUUCAAUUGCACAUCUAGCUAACACUGUACUAGUCAAUAUUGAAGCGUUUCAAAAAAUCUAAAUGUCUUAAUGGUGGUGGUGAAUAGGUAAAAGAAGGUUU
Molecule: messenger RNA, 2403 nt
Organism: Drosophila obscura
Lineage: Eukaryota; Metazoa; Arthropoda; Insecta; Diptera; Drosophilidae
Product: GTP-binding protein Di-Ras2
Exons: 7
Coding region: 578-1420 (280 amino acids)
Molecular function (GO): GTP binding; GTPase activity
Source: RefSeq, a predicted model, not a curated record